GAAAAGAAGGACGGACCGGUGUACAAGUUUUAUGAGACCAUCCGAGAUUACGGCGAGGAAAUCAUGAGCACCAUAAGCCAUUUGCGUGACGUCACGCUGUUUGCUCCAAGUAACGCGGCACUCGAGGAGUCUGGCGUGAAAAAAAUCCUGCAGGACAAGGAUCGCGUCAAGGAGAUCCUGAAUCUGCACUACGUCAAGGAGCGGCUGCCUCUCGAUAAGAUCAAGAACAAAAGCGUCAGCCAGGUACCCACCGCAGCAGACAGGAAGAAACUGUAUUUCAACGUGGUCCAGGAAGCCAGCGGAAACCAGGUAGUAACUGUCGAAGGUGGUGGCGUGAAUGCAACAGUGAUUACGGCAAAUAUUGCUGCUACGAAUGGAUUAAUCCAUAUCAUCGAUAGGGUUCUUGGUGUUCCAUACACCACCGUGCUGGAGAAACUUAAAACCGACCCUAUGCUCAACUCCACUUACUUCUUGGGACAACGACAGGGAUUCAACGACCAAUUGAACGACACGACGAAGCGAUUUACUUACUUCGCGCCACGUGACCAUGCCUGGAACACAGCAGCGCUCCUUAACCCGUCUGCCUCGAAGAAAAUCUUCAUGCCCGAAUUCAGUUACCACACAAAACAAAUUUUGGAACGACAUCUCGUGAUAGCAGACGAGGCGUAUACGAUGGCCAAGCUAAAGGAGAUGAAGCCUAACGACACCAUCGUACUUCCUGCGGCUAGAGAUAGUCUGAAGCUUCGCAUCCGGGAGUACAGUGAAAAUGAGAAGUACGACGAAAACGCGAUCCGUCCAGAAACUUUCGGUUACCAGAUCGAGUGGAAGGGCAAAUGGAUCCGAGUGUUCCGUCCAGACGUCGAAUGCACCAACGGCAUCAUUCAUGUGAUCGAUACGGUGUUGAUGAAGGAAAGCGACGUUUGGGUGACCGGAACAGCGUCACUAACCAGCCUGGCACCGCAUUUAAUUAUGAUCCUGGUAGCCAAGUGGCUACUUUAA
Habropoda laboriosa is the source of this 999-nucleotide messenger RNA. Its product is annotated as fasciclin-1-like. Lineage: Eukaryota; Metazoa; Arthropoda; Insecta; Hymenoptera; Apidae. Gene Ontology annotation, molecular function: cell adhesion molecule binding. The record is from RefSeq and is a predicted model, not a curated record. The transcript has 6 exons. Gene Ontology annotation, cellular component: extracellular matrix. Gene Ontology annotation, biological process: extracellular matrix organization; cell adhesion. The annotation marks the transcript as partial.